AUGGCCAUCAACACCAUCAUCCCCCUCCUCCACCUCCUCACCCUCACCCUCCCAUCAACCAAAACCAUAUCCAUCCAAUCCCCCCUGCAAUUCUACACAUCCCUCACAACCUUCCCCCGCCUCCCCGCCAACCCCACCCCGCUCGACCGCCUACGCUACACAUGCCACAGAGCGUACUUCCAAUACCUCGUCACCGGCCCCGGAUACGUUCUCGAGACCCCGGAGCGCCUUGUCAUGGACGCUGUGGUGCUGACGUUGCUGGCAGCGGUAAUGUGGUGUGCUGCUCUGUUUGGAGCUAUGGUGUGGGGUGUUGUGGGCAGGGGGUUGCUGUCGAGCUCCGCCGUGGCUCUAACGCCUGUGGCGAUGGGAGGUUGUGCGAAUUUGACGGACGCGGGGGUGGUAGGUGUGGGAGAGGGUUUGGGGGUCGUGGCGAAUUUGAGUGUGAGUGUUAGGACGGCGGCGGCGGUGUUGAGUAUGUAA
Molecule: messenger RNA, 480 nt
Organism: Aaosphaeria arxii CBS 175.79
Lineage: Eukaryota; Fungi; Ascomycota; Dothideomycetes; Pleosporales
Exons: 1
Coding region: 1-480 (159 amino acids)
Source: RefSeq, a predicted model, not a curated record